This is a messenger RNA of Eubalaena glacialis (North Atlantic right whale), 1506 nucleotides long. RefSeq names its product fasciculation and elongation protein zeta 1 (gene FEZ1). The record is from RefSeq and is a predicted model, not a curated record. The transcript has 10 exons. NCBI's taxonomy places the organism in Eukaryota, Metazoa, Chordata, Mammalia, Artiodactyla, Balaenidae. The coding region runs from base 125 to 1303 and encodes 392 amino acids. Gene Ontology annotation, cellular component: axon; cytoplasm.
CGGCCGCUCCCCGCGGCCAGUGGAUGGGGGUGUCCAGCUGAGCCCCGCGAUCCGCCUCCCUCCUCCAGGACCCGCACAGAUAAACGAAUCCGGAACAUUGCAGUUGUCCUGUUGCUGUGCAAGAAUGGAGGCCCCACUGGUGAGUUUGGAUGAAGAAUUUGAGGACCUUCGGCCCUGCUGCUCAGAGGACCCAGAAGAGAAGCCACGGUGUUUCUACGGCUCAUCUCCCCACCAUCUAGAGGACCCCUCCCUCUCUGAGCUUGAGAAUUUUUCUUCUGAAAUAAUCAGCUUCAAGUCCAUGGAGGACCUGGUGAAUGAAUUUGAUGAGAAGCUCAAUGUCUGCUUUCGGAACUACAACGCCAAGACCGAGAACCUAGCUCCCGUGAAGAACCAGUUCCAGAUCCAAGAGGAGGAGGAGACCCUGCAAGAUGAAGAGGUUUGGGAUGCUCUGACAGACAAUUACAUCCCUUCACUCUCAGAAGACUGGAGGGACCCAAACGUGGAGGCUCUGAAUGGCAACAGCUCUGAAACUGAGAUCCAUGAGAAAGGAGAGGAAGAGUUCAAUGAGAAGAGUGAACAUUACUCUGGAAUCAAUGAGGAGCCUCUGCUCACAGCAGAUCAGGUGAUUGAGGAGAUUGAGGAAAUGAUGCAGAACUCCCCAGACCCUGAGGAGGAAGGGGAGGUUCUAGAAGAGGAGGAUGGGGGAGAAACCGCCUCCCAGGCGGACUUGGUCCUCCUGCAGGAGAUGCAGGCCUUGACCCAGACCUUCAACAACAACUGGUCCUACGAAGGACUGAGGCACAUGUCUGGGUCUGAGCUGACAGAGCUGCUGGACCAGGUGGAGGGCGCCAUCCGAGACUUUUCAGAGGAGCUGGUGCAGCAGCUGGCCCGCCGGGACGAGCUGGAGUUCGAGAAGGAAGUGAAGAACUCCUUCAUCACGGUGCUCAUCGAGGUACAGAACAAACAGAAAGAGCAGCGAGAACUGAUGAAGAAGAGGCGGAAAGAGAAAGGGCUGAGCCUGCAGAGCGGCCGGAUAGAGAAGGGAAGCCACAUGCCUCUCAAGCGCUUCAGCAUGGAAGGCAUCUCCAACAUCCUGCAGAGCGGCAUCCGCCAGACUUUUGGCCCCUCAGGAGCUGACAAGCAGUACCUGAACACCGUCAUCCCUUACGAGAAGAAGGCCUCGCCCCCGUCGGUGGAAGAUCUCCAGAUGCUGACAAACAUUCUCUUUGCCAUGAAGGAGGAUAAUGAGAAGGUGCCCACUUUGCUGACGGACUACAUUUUAAAAGUGCUCUGUCCCACCUAACCUUGCCCUUGGGAGCAGCCUUGCUGCGGAGGUCACUGAGCAAGAGUCAUCCCACCGCAGGGACUGCAUGACACCACGUAGCCUCCGCCGUGUAUUUAAACGUGUAUAGCUUAACCUGGAUUAAACAUGAGCAAAUGCGCAGGGUCCUUUGCUGUUGGCUUCUAGUCCUAGUAACCAUUGGAUGCAUGACCGAGGGGCAGGGC